Boeremia exigua is the source of this 1695-nucleotide messenger RNA. RefSeq lists its product as uncharacterized. Gene Ontology annotation, cellular component: membrane. Lineage: Eukaryota; Fungi; Ascomycota; Dothideomycetes; Pleosporales; Didymellaceae. The transcript is spliced from 3 exons. The coding region runs from base 158 to 1603 and encodes 481 amino acids. The record is from RefSeq and is a predicted model, not a curated record.
CAUAAUGUCUACAUGUCAAAUCAAAUUGACACUUUCGACGUGACUAGCAUUGGGAUUUUAUUAGUAUGCAGUCCCCAAGUAUCUCCGGGCUCGAGAAAUUUUAUCGUUUUGCAAACGCCCUUUGGUCCGACCGAAAUAUUCUAACAACGAAAGUACGAUGCUAUUCAGGUCACGCAAAAAGGCCAGCUGGGUACCUGACGUUGGAGGUCCAGCAGCAGAUGGCAAACCCUUUGAGUCGAAUCCUACACCUGUUGGUUUCUGGCACCCCUCUUUACAAAAGGUACGGCGUCGUGUUUUCCGAGAAUGGGCCAUCACUACCGCUUUCCUGAUGGCCUUCAUUCUUGCGGUGCUUUCGAUAUACUGGGGUGUCUUUUUCCAAGUCGAGAAUCGACUAAGCCAUCUGCUUGUCUAUGUUGUUGAUAUGGAUGGCGCUGCACCUUACGACAACACUGGCAAUGCACCAUUCGUUGGACCGACUAUUACACAGCUGGUGCAAGAACAGUUGUCUUCUGGCACGCCAACACUAGGAUGGGGCAUCCGGAGUGGCUCGGACUUCAAUAACGACGUGUUGGAAGUGCGUCAGGCGGUGUACAAUUGGGAUGCUUGGGCCGCGAUCAUUAUCAACCCCAAUGCUUCAGCAUUGUUGUUUCAAGCCAUUGCUACCGGGAACUCCUCAUACGAUCCUCUCGGUGCCUGUCAGCUGGUCUACCAGGACUCCAGAGAUGACACGAACUGGUACGAUUUCAUGCUACCUCUUAUCAGCCAGUUCAUGACACAGGCCACGAGCCAGGUCGGUCAACAGUGGGCGCGGAUGGCACUCCAGAAUGCGAGCGAUCCUGCAACGCUAGCGAACAUCCAAGCGGCGCCACAAGCUAUCAGUCCAGCAAUUGGAUUUUCCGAAUUCAACCUUCGACCAUUUUACCCAUACACUAGUAUCCCGGCUGUAUCUAUUGGUCUCAUUUAUUUGAUUAUUAUCUCUUUCUUCAGUUUCUCCUUCUACCUCCCCAUCCAUAUGACAUACAUAAACCCGAAAGGUCAUCCUCCUCUGAAGUUCUGGCAACUUAUCCUGUGGCGCUGGUUUGCGACCAUGAGCGCUUACUUCAUGCUCUCACUGGCCUACUCCUUCGUCUCCAUGGCCUUCCAAAUCAACUUCACACACACAAACCCCAUCACGUCCGAAACACAAGUGACGGACGUCGCAUACGGUAACCCCGUUGGGUACGGUCACGGUACGUUCCUGGUGUACUGGAUGCUGAACUUCUUCGGUAUGAUUGCGCUGGGCCUGGCUUGCGAGAACGUCGCUAUGGUCGUGGGCAUGCCUUGGAUGGGGCUUUUCUUGAUCUUCUGGGUCAUCUCAAAUGUGUCGACGUCGUUCUAUGAUAUCGAGAUUGCUCCUAUGUUCUACCGCUGGGGAUACGCUUGGCCACUCCACUCAAUUGUCGAGGGCAGCCGGCAGAUCUUGUUCGGGCUGCACUCCCGUAUUGGACUGGAUUUCGGUAUCUUGAUUGCAUGGGGCGCGGUCAACACUACGUUCUUUCCUUUCUGUUGUUACUUCAUGAGGUGGAAGAACAAGAAGGGCGUAUCGGAGUACUGGGAGAGUUAAACCAAGAAAACGUGCGAGUCAUAGACUAGGUCUGUUGCAACUGUUUGGCACAGAAUAUCAUUGUAAUCUUAAUUAUUCCGCGUCAAGAAUUU